AUGUCAAGCUUUAUUCACAAGGUCAAGGAUGCCGUAACUGGCCAUCACGAUAAGGAGACUACCCAUGACUCCUCCAAGACAUCCAACAACAAGUUCGAUGAUACCCGGGAUACCUACGGAUCCUCGCACAACACCGCAGACAACAGCAAAUACACAUCUGCCGGCGCUGGCUCCAACACUGGCUCCAACACUUAUGGCUCUGGCUCUGGCCCCGGCUAUGAGACCACACCCACUACCGGUGCAGGAGGCUACAACACUGGUGCUAGCACUGGCCACGGUGCCCACAACACAGAAACCAUCCAUGACUCCCGCAAGGGUCCAAUUGAUGUCGGCUCGGGAACAUCUGGGAACUAUGGUUCUAACACUGCUGGCGGAUAUGGCUCAUCCAACACUGGCUCCAGCAACGUCAAUGCUGGCCCCCAUGACUCUAAGCUAGCCAACAAAGCCGACCCUCGCGUUGACAGUGACCUCGACAACCGAGGAAAGUAUGCUGGAACCACCGGCUCCAGCAACCCCUUGUCUGGCGGCAGAGACACCUACGGUAGCAGCACCACUGGACGUUCUGCCGGAGAGACGGGCUAUGGCUCCAGCACCGGUCACUCUUCUGGACAGACUGGCUACGGCUCCCACAACCCCCUGUCUAGCAACACCACCAGCCACUCUACUGGACAGUCUGGCUACGGCUCCAGCAACCCUCUGUCAAGUGGCACUACUGGCCACUCCACUGGACAGUCUGGCUAUGAGUCCGGCAACCCCCUGUCUGGUAGCGAUAACUACGGCAGUACCACUGGCCGCUCUACCGGACAGACCGGCUACGGCUCCAACCCCCUGUCUAGCAACACCACCGGGCACUCUGGCCAUGGCUCCAGCAACCCUCUGUCCGGUAGCGAUAACUAUGGUAGCUCUACUGGUCACUCCACUGGACAGUCCGGAUAUGGCUCCGGUAACACUGUGUCUGGUGGUGACAACUACGGCAGCACCACUGGCCGCUCCACUGGACAGUCCGGAUAUGGCUCCAGCAACCCUGUGUCCGGUAGCGACAACUACGGUAGCUCCACCGGUCACUCCACUGGCCAGUCUGGAUAUGGCUCCGGCAGGCCUGUGUCUGGAGGCGACAACUACGGUAGCACCACUGGCCACUCCACUGGACAGUCUGGAUAUGGCGCCAACGACAACUACGGAGCCGGUGGCAGCAGCUACGGGCAAACCUCAAAGACUGGAAAGACCGCUGGUCCCCACGGCUCCGAUCUAUUGAACAAGCUUGACCCCAGAGUUGAGGAGAAGGGAUCCCUCGGUAGCCAGCGAAACUACUAG
Penicillium griseofulvum is the source of this 1314-nucleotide messenger RNA. RefSeq lists its product as uncharacterized. The coding region runs from base 1 to 1314 and encodes 437 amino acids. The record is from RefSeq and is a predicted model, not a curated record. NCBI's taxonomy places the organism in Eukaryota, Fungi, Ascomycota, Eurotiomycetes, Eurotiales, Aspergillaceae. The transcript has 2 exons.